CGGAGGGAGGGGGUGCUGGAGAAAGGCUCCCUUUGCAACCCAGCUGCAAAGUGGCACCCAAACCCCUCCUAGGACUAGGAGUUUCCAUUGCACGACGAUUCUCCUCGUGGCGGAGCGACGACCUCCCUUCUCUCCCCGGGGCCGGGCACAAAGAGCCUCCCGAAGAACAGAGCAGCUCUUCUUUUCCUCUCCCUGCUGCCCCGAAGGGAACCUCCCCGCUUUCCCUCCUGUUCCCCGAGCAGAUGCGGUUGAAACCGAGCAGGGCUUCUUUGCAGUCCCAAGGCCGUUCCCCACACGACGCGCCCCCGUGGAUUCCCCGAGUGGGUUCUGGCCGCCUUUGGGGAAAGUGUUUCUUUAAAUACGGAGAGGCAGUAGUUGAUCUCGAGUGGCAGCCGCUGGAUUGCUCUCGCCGCCGCUUCUGCUCGGUCUAAGGCCACCGCCAGGCUUUUGUGUCGUUCUGUUUCUCGUGCGUGCCCUCCGGGAUUCUAUGAACAGAGUGUUCGCCUGUGAUGAGAGAAGAGCAGCACAAUUGAUCUGAGGUAGAAAAUGCAGCCAGGAAAGUGAAUCUUUGGUGGAAGAGGCAACACAAAGACAUCUGCGUGACCUUUUCCAGAUCAUCUUCUGUUUGGAGUAGGGAAGCAUCUGCUGUCAUGCAGUCUGCUCAGGCUCCUGUGUCCUUUGAGGAGGUGGCUGUGUAUUUCACCCGGGAGGAAUGGGCUCUCCUGGAUCCAGGCCCAAGAGCUCUGUAUGGGGAAGUCAUGCUGGAGAAUUAUGGGAUGGUGGCUUCUCUAGUAGGGUUUGCAGCUCCCAAACCUGACCUCAUCACCUGGCUGGAAGAAGGAGGAGAAGAUCCAUCUCUCUGGGACUCCAAAGGAGUAGAGAGACCAGCACGUAGCUGCUUAGGUGAUCAGCAGAAAAAUGAGAAUUACAGGGAGCCACUUGGAUUGUCACGUCAAAGAAUUCAUGUUGGAGAGAAACAAUCUAAAUGUCCAGAGUGUGGAAAGAGGUCCAGUCUGUGUGGAAACCUUACUUCACAUCAAAGUAUCCAUACAGAAGAAAAACCACAUAAAUGUUUGGCAUGUCAAAGAAGCAUGCUUAGUAAACUUCAAAGAACUCUCACAGGAGAGGAAGUAUAUAAAUGUUUGGUGUGUGAAAAGAACUUCAAGAGAAAGGAGAGCCUCACAUCACAUCAAAGAGUCCACACUGGAGAGAAACCCUAUAAAUGCAUGGAGUGUGGAAAGAGUUUUAGGCAGCGCACAACUCUUGCUGCUCAUAAAAGAAUUCACACUGGAGAGAGGCCAUAUACAUGCUUGGAGUGUGGAAAGGCCUUUUGUGAGAAAACAUCUCUUAAACAUCAUCAAAGAACUCACACCGGAGAGAAACCAUAUACAUGCUUGGAGUGUGGAAAGAGCUUCACCCGAAAUAAUACACUUAUUUUACAUCAAAGAAUUCACAAAGGAGAGAAACCAUGUAAAUGUUUGGUCUGUGGAAAGAACUUCAGGCAGAAUCAAGAUCUAAUUUCACAUCAAAGAAUCCACACAGGGUUGAAACCAUAUCGAUGUCUGGAAUGUGGAAAGAGCUUUGGGCUGAGGUCAAAACUUGCAUUUCAUCGGAGAAUUCACAGAGGAGAGAAACCAUACAAAUGCUUGGAGUGUGGAAAGAGCUUCGCUUAUAAAGAACAUUUUAUUUCUCAUCAAAGAAUUCACACUGGAGAGAAACCAUAUGAAUGCUUGGUUUGUGGAAAGAGCUUUCGUGCUCAGUCAACAUAUAGGAAACAUCAAAAAACUCAUACAGGAGAGAAACCACAUACGUGUUUGGAGUGCGGAAAGGGCUUUAGUCGGAGUGAUAUGCUUACCCGGCAUCAAAGAACUCAUACAGGGGGGCAUCCAUUUAGAUGCCUGAAGUGUGGAAAGACGUUCAGGCAAAGAGGAGAUCUUCUUUCUCAUCAAAGAACCCACACUGAAGAGAACCCAUACAAAUGCUUGGAGUGUGGAAAAUGCUUCAUUUAUAAUGCAGCUCUUACUUCCCAUCAAAGAAUCCACUCUGGAGAGAAACCAUACACAUGCUUGGAGUGCGGAAAACACUUCUCUCAUCAUGCACAUUUUACUUCGCAUCAAAGAAUCCAUACUGGAGAGAAACCGUAUAAAUGCUUGGAUUGUGGGAAGAGUUUCAUUCAUAAGGAAUAUCUUAUGUCCCAUCAAAGAAUCCAUACUGGAGAGAAACCAUAUAAAUGCUUGGAUUGUGGGAAGUGUUUUCGUGAUAAAUCAACUUGUAGGAAACAUCAAAUAACUCACACAGGAGAGAAACCAUAUAUGUGCUUAGAGUGUGGAAAGAGCUUCCCUCGGAGUGAUACACUUGUCAGGCAUCAAAGAAGUCACACAGGAGAGAAACCAUUUGCAUGCUUGGAAUGUGGGAGAAGUUUCACGAGGAACUCACAGCUUACUAGUCAUCAAAGAAUCCAUACAGGAGAAAAACCACAUAAAUGUUUGGAAUGCGGAAAAAACUUCAGUCAAAGAAGUAAACUUACUAGACAUCAGAUAAUUCACACAGAAGAGGAAGUGUAUAAAUGUUUGGUGUGUGGAAAGAGUUUCAAGUGGAAGGAGAGCCUCACUUUUCAUAAAAGAAUCCAUACUGGAGAGAAACCAUACAAAUGCACAGAGUGUGGAAAGAGCUUUAGGCAGUGCAAAAUUCUUGCUACUCAUAAAAGAAUCCACACUGGAGAGAAGCCUUAUAAAUGCUUGGAGUGUGGAAAGGCCUUUUGUGAUAAAACCUCUCUUAGGCAUCAUCAAAGAACUCACACCGGAGAAAAACCAUAUACAUGCUUGGAGUGUGGAAAGAGCUUCCCUCGGAAUAAUACACUUACUUUACAUCAAAGAAUUCACAAAGGAAAGAAACCAUAUAAAUGUAUGGACUGUGGAAAGAAUUUCAGGCUGAAUCAAGAUCUUACUUCACAUCGUAGAAUCCACACAGGAUUGAAACCACAUCGUUGUCUGGAAUGUGGAAAGAGCUUCGGGCUGAGGUCAAAACUUGCAUUUCAUCGGAGAAUUCACAGAGGAGAGAAACCAUACAAAUGCUUGGAGUGUGGAAAGAGCUUCACAUAUAAAGAACAUUUUACCUCUCAUCAAAGAACCCACACUGGAGAGAAACCGUAUAAAUGCUUGGAUUGUGGAAAGAGCUUUUGUGAUCAAUCAACUCACAGGAAACAUCUAACAACUCAUACAGGAGAGAAACCACAUAAAUGCUUGGAGUGUGGAAAGGGCUUCAGUCGGAAUGAUGUGCUUACUCGGCAUCAAAGAACUCAUACAGGGGAUAAUCCCUUUAGAUGCCUGACAUGUGGAAAGAACUUCAGUAGGAGAGGAAGCCUUAUUUCACAUCAAAGAACCCACAUUGAAGAGAAACCAUUCAAAUGCUUGGAGUGUGGAAAGUGCUUCAUUUAUAAUGCAGCUCUUACUUCCCAUCAAAGAAUCCACUCUGGAGAAAAACCAUACAAAUGCUUAGAGUGUGGGAGGUGCUUCAUUAAUAAUGCAGCUCUUAUUUCCCAUCAAAGAAUGCACUCUGGAAACAAAUCAUACACAUGUUUUGAGUGUGGAAAGUGGUUCAAUCAAAACCCAUCUCUUAUUAGGCAUCAAAGAAUCCACACCGGAGAGAACCUAUACAAAUGCUUGGAUUGUGGAAAGAGCUUCACUCAAAAUUCAGCUCUUACCUCCCAUCAAAGAAUCCAUACUGGAGAGAAACCAUAUAAAUGCUUGGAUUGUGGGAAGUGUUUUCGUGAUAAAUCAACUUGUAGGAAACAUCAAAUAACUCACACAGGAGAGAAACCAUAUAUGUGCUUGGAGUGUGGAAAGAGCUUCUCUCGCAGUGAUACACUUGCCAGGCAUCAAAGAAGUCACACAGGGGAGAAACCAUUUGCAUGUUUGGAGUGUGGGAGAAGUUUCAUGAGCAACUCACAGCUUACUAAACACCAGAGAACCCACUUGGAGAUAAUCUCAGUCCAAAUCUAAAGGCAUUGUGAUAAAACAAGCCUAAAUUUAGUAUUGAUUGAUGUUAUGAUAGUUAUUUAGAUUUAAGUCACCUGCAAUGGCUACCACGUGCUCUGUGAAUAUUAAGAGGAAAGGCUCUAACUGCAGGCUUCCAAUGAAAGAGACUGGAGAGAGGAAGAAAGGGGGGAUAUGUGUCAGGCAAGGAAGACAGUAGUAACUGACAGAGUGAAGCCCUUAUGUUUAAAACAGCAUUUCAAGGGAGAGUCAGAGGAAAGUAAAUUGGGAGGUAACAUAAUUCAAUGAUAAGUGCUGGGUGGGUGGUGAAAAAUAUUCUGCUCUUCAAUUUGAGAGUUUUUGCCCACUGGGGCAAUUAAAGAACCUGAUCUUCAAGUUUAAACAUGAACCUUCCAAUGGAUUAAAAGACCUCUUCCUCUAUCCACAACCCGGCCAUGUACACACGCAAGCCAAUACAGAUGCGACAUUCCCUGUGAUUGAGAAGAUUACCCGUGAAAAAUGAAGCUGCAUCAGGAUUUGAAAUGGCCCAAGCUGCCCUUCUCGUGUAGGCAGAUGGCAGGCCAAAUGGACAGAGCCACCACUAUGGCCCUGUCCAGAAAUGGGUGAUGUGUGCGCAUGUGUUUGCGCCUGGCAGUAUACAACUAAAGACACAUAUCUUCAGCCAAGCUUUUUAAAAAUCUAUUUGGUAGUUUUUAUAGGUAUUUUAAUUUGGAUCUUUUUAUAUGCUUUAACUGUUAAAAUUUCUUGGUUUGUUUUAUUACUGUAAACAGCCUAGAGACUUCGGGAGUGGGUGGUAUACAAAUAUGUUAAGUAAAUAAAUAAUGUGUACCUGUUUUUGUGUGGAUAGCUGCACAUGCAUUCAUUUUAAAUGUGAAUGUGGAUACAGGCCCCUCAAAUGCAAGGUACAGAUAGGAACUAUACUGCUGUAUAUGCAUUCAUCAUAAAAUGGGAAUAACUGUAUGUGCAGACAGAUCUGUACUGUGUAUUCUGCACACAGAGUGUACAUGCAUUGAAUAUAACAUCUGAACAGAGCAUAUGUCAACACAAAUUCCACCACGCACUGACUGUCCUCAAAUGGGUCUGUUGAAGUAAAACCCCAAGGAUUUGUGGCUCUCAUGUUGGGCUUUCAUUAUGCUCCAGUUGCAUCCUUCUGUUCUUAUUUAGCCUGUUUUGCUGUUGACCUUGAGAUGAAACAGCCCAGAACGUCAGUCUCGUGCAGGGAAAGAAGCGCGCUUGAGCCCCCCCUGUUACAUCAGUCCUCCAUUUCAAGAAGCGAGAGAAGAACACAAGUGUAUGGCAUGGUCAUUCUAAAAAGGCUUCGCCCCUUUUUAUUGGCUGCAGAUAUCUUGAGGCAGCCAUGAAUAAGCAACGUCAAGAAACAAAGGCAGCAGCGGAUGUGCAGCAUGGACUUCGAGGCUCCGGAAGGAGGAGGCAAGGAGAAGUGGUGUGAGGUGGAGCAGGAGGAAGCAUCAAGAAGACAGGAGUGUGAAGGCAUUUGAUGUGUUGAGAGAAGUUUAAAGAGAAUACCAGAAGGAAACAGGAAUGCAGUGUAGAGAAUAGUAGGAAGGUUUCCCUCACUCCUUCCCCUGACCUCUUUCCUGUGGAUUAUUAAUUAUUAUUUGUAGUAGUAGUUAUAGUCUUCCUCCUCCUCCUCUUCUGCCUUCGUUAACUGCAUUCUAAAUAGCUGCAUUUGUCUAGCUGCACCUCUUG
This is a messenger RNA of Hemicordylus capensis (graceful crag lizard), 5705 nucleotides long. RefSeq names its product zinc finger protein 420-like. The transcript is spliced from 7 exons. Gene Ontology annotation, cellular component: nucleus. Bases 651 to 4001 code for a protein of 1116 amino acids. Lineage: Eukaryota; Metazoa; Chordata; Lepidosauria; Squamata; Cordylidae. Gene Ontology annotation, biological process: regulation of transcription by RNA polymerase II; central nervous system development. Gene Ontology annotation, molecular function: DNA-binding transcription factor activity, RNA polymerase II-specific; RNA polymerase II cis-regulatory region sequence-specific DNA binding. The record is from RefSeq and is a predicted model, not a curated record.